GAUGGUGCUCGGGGCCCCGGCUGCUGCUUGGCAGCUCGGAGCGGGGCUGCCUCCUCCCCCUCUGAGCUCAGUUCCUGCUGCCCUGCGUCUCUCCGGGCUGCUGGGCUCGCCUGGGUGCCGAGCUCGCCGCCAGCAUGUCUUCCAACGCCAGCCUGAGCAGCAUGCAGCGGCUGGUGGAGCAGCUGAAGCUGGAGGCCGGGGUGGAGAGGAUCAAGGUCUCUCAGGCAGCCGCAGAACUUCAGCAGUAUUGUAUGCAGAACGCCUGCAAAGAUGCCCUGCUCAUAGGAGUUCCUGCUGGGAGCAAUCCUUUCCGGGAGCCUAGAUCCUGUGCUUUACUCUGAAGUCAGGGAACGUCGGUGGAGAGUUUUCUUCAAGCAUGAAAUGAAUAACAGCUGCCUUUCCUUCUCAAGAAAACACUAUCUCUGUGCCCUACUUUUUCUGUGGCCAAAACAAUCUCCUAGAUAUUUAUCAGUCUAUUCUGGUGUAUCAGUAGUUCACUAGAUCUUUUGCUAAUAUGUGUAAAGUAUUUUAUAUGAGAAAGCACUCUUAAUAACUGAGUUAACAUUGUUUCCAUAGUUACUACACAAGGUUAUUUAAUGAUGAGGUUGUUUACAUUUUAGAAAGGAAAAAUAUUUUAAAAAUUUUACCAAAUAACUUUCCCCCCCCUUAAUAAUUGUGAUGCCUGGAUUAAGGAUUUUUCUACACACUUAAAUUAAAUUGCCUCUUCCUCUUACCCAGGCUUGGUAUUUACAUUUUCUAAACAGACACCCACAAAGUGCACGUUGAAAUACACAAGAACCCGCUUUUAGUAAGAGAACAGUGUUGCCAAAUGGAAAGGUUGUUUUUGUUUUUUGUUUUUUAAAUUUUUAAGACUUGGGAGCUAACUCAGACUGCUUUCCAGCUGCCUUUAAAUCAGUAUGUGAUGUCUUUUAUAGAAAUUGCCUGACAGUAUGUAGCACAGACUUGAUUCUUAUGACACAUUCACUACAGAAUGUCCAACCUGUUUACUCUCUUUCUUAUUUGUGCUUCUCAAGAUAUUGCUUUGUUGGAAUUUUCUUAACAGAUGUUUAAAAUAUGAUUAAUAAUAUUCACAGAACACUAGAAAAACAAGAAUGCAAAUUGAGUUCACACUCAGAAUUAUCAAGGCUUGAAAUACACAACUCAUUAAGCCUCUAUGAGUGUAUAAUGUUGUUGGUUGUGUGCCUUUGGUUUUUUACAGAGCACUUUUACAAGACCCUGCUUAUUUUUUUUAAGUUUUUCAUUUUGUUUACUCUCCAGUGUUCGUAUUAAUCUUUUAGAAGCUUGGAAAUAAAAUUCUUUUCCCUA
This is a messenger RNA of Caretta caretta (loggerhead turtle), 1326 nucleotides long. It is a transcript of the gene GNG10, whose product is annotated as G protein subunit gamma 10. The record is from RefSeq and is a predicted model, not a curated record. NCBI's taxonomy places the organism in Eukaryota, Metazoa, Chordata, Testudines, Cheloniidae. Gene Ontology annotation, molecular function: G-protein beta-subunit binding. Gene Ontology annotation, biological process: G protein-coupled receptor signaling pathway. Gene Ontology annotation, cellular component: heterotrimeric G-protein complex.